Molecule: messenger RNA, 5039 nt
Organism: Linum trigynum
Lineage: Eukaryota; Viridiplantae; Streptophyta; Magnoliopsida; Malpighiales; Linaceae
Source: the annotation of a GenBank genome assembly
CAGAGAAAAUAGCUUGUUUUAGAAUGUCAAACCAAUGAUGUUCAUUGGUUUUACUUGAUGGCCAAAUCCCGUGUAGGUCAGGCCUAUUCAACUCUUUUAUUUUAUGGUUAUCGGUUAGCCAAUUAAAUACGAUGCAUUAGUUUAUUGUUAAAUUUUUAUUUUUAGCAAUAAAAAGAAAUAUUUUUUUCCCUUUUCAUAUAUAUUUUAUCACCACGGAGAAAUAAAAUGCCUUAAAGAAAAAAAAAAUUGACAAUCCUGGAGCCGUUUAAAUCUGCAUGUGUAUGGUAAGUUGGCCAGUUCCACAGAGGAAAGAGAAAAAAAUUGACACUCUAUUCUACCCUUCCUACAAACGCUCAUGGAGCAGGGAAUUUGAAAUGAGGGAAGAGUUUUUUCCUCCCUGCUAUUAUAUGUUUUUAAUUUAAAAAGAUACAAUGAAUGUACUUAGGGGUCGUUUGGAUGGAACUUUCUGGUGAGUCAAUUGUGCUAAAUUGUCUCAAAAUGAAGCAAUUGCACCACAUUGACUCGUUUGGCCACCAAAAAAUUAAAUGAACCAAUUCUAUAUGGAGAAAUGUAGAUUGCUUCAUUUUUGGUCAAUUGCAAUUACCUGGGUAGGGAGAGGUUUUGUGAAUUGACUCAUUUUUUUGUUUCCUUUUCCCAAAGCUACCCUUUUCUUUUUCAUUUUUUUAUUUUUCUUUCUUUCCCCUCUCUCCCCCUCCUGGAACCAAUUACGAAACCUUCAUUCUUCCCCCUUUCUCUCUCUCUCUCUCCCUCUCUCUCUCACGGAUCUGAGAAGAUUUUCUUCUUUCCUUAUGUGAUUAAACCUCAAUUCCAAAAAUCUAUUGAUUGAUUCUUCAACUACCCAUCACUGAUUUCUUUUUCUUCAGUAUUCAACGAGAUCCUUCAUGUUCUCAUUUUUUUUUAAGGAACCAUCUUCUCUUUUUUCUAUUUCCUGUCUUUCUCUGUAGACGAGCAACAAUGGCGAAUCACAAAAUAGCCAGUCUUCUCUUCCCUUUCUGCUCACGAUCCAGGCUUUGAAGGCGAGUCUCCAACAUAUUUUUGUUGACAGGCGAGUCUCGAAUCGCGCCGCCGCCGUGAAGAGAUGACUCGUCUCCACCAGAGGUGAGGAAAGGGGUUUCUCCAACGCCGUUGAGCUGAGUUUCUGGGCUUCUGAAGUGGAGCGCCUGAUUCGCCUUAUUAAUACAUAUUCCACCUCUUAGUGUGAAUAGCUGUUGUACAAAAAAUCGAACCCAGAAAGAUACAAGCUCGACAUAAAUAGGGUCGAGAAAUUUGCAGAGGACGGUGAAAAUUCACCUGUUUCGGCUUUCUCCGAUGCUCAACCUUUCUAGGUCACUGGAAAAACUGAUUGCAUGUGAGUUAAUUGGUGAAUAAGAGAGGUUCCGAUUGUAAUUUUUGUGCAUGAUGAACUAUCCAUAAUGAAAACCAAUAAAAUGACGAAAAACUUGCAGCAAAACAAGAGAUGAGAAACUUGGAGAAGACAAGGAUAAAUUGGUAUUUACUCAAAAUGACUCGUAUACAUUUCCCCAUCUCACAGCCUGUUCCAAACGAUACAUUUUGAGCAAAUUUCCUCAUCAAAAUGACUCAUUUUCUAAAAUGAGUCUUUUGAUCCAAAUUGACUCAUUUUAAGAAUGAUCCAUCCAAACGACAGUGUGAUUGGUUAUGAUCCUUGCUUUUCUUUAAAAUGGCCAUGGCUCGAAUCCUAGUACGUGUCUUUUUAAUGAAUAAAAAAAGUAAUUGUGAAGACCAAAAUGUCCUUCCUACAUUCACUCUCGUUGCAGAAAAUUUGAAAUGGGGCUCCCGUUUUUUCCUUCGGCAUAUUAUAUUAUGUGUAGAUACAUGCAUAAUGACAAUCUCAACAAAACUAUCGCAACUUUCAAACGACCCCUUAGAGUUGUACAUGAGCAGCGGUUAAGGGGUUGUUUGGUUUUUGUGAUAGUUUGGUUGAGAUAGUUACAAUGCAUGCAAUGUUCACAAUACAUCGUUUUUUUAAAUUUUCUGCACAAACAAUACAUGCAUUGUUUACUUGAUGUGACACAAACUAUCACUCAAAAUGUGGGAUGGUUAAAUCUCAAGUUUUGGUUGAGAUCGUUGAGAUUGUUUGAUUGGGAUUGUUAUGUUUUUUCUUCUACCAAAUAUGUCCAUAUCUUUUUAUAUGUGUUGUUUUUUAAUACUAAAAACAAAUGGUACAAAUGACAUUUCACCCAUAAAGUAAUAAUUUAAACACUACAAUAACUAUCAUAGAAACCAAAUAAUGUAAACUACAAUACACCAAUUUUCUUAUAUACAUGUAUAUUAUUAUGCAUGCAUUGAUAACAAUAUAUCGAUUUAACUAUCACCAAAACCAAACGAGUACUAAUAAGUGACAAACACACAGCUUCUUGGUGGAGAAGUAGGUGAGACAAACACCCCCCUAAAUCCCUAAUGAUAUCGCCAAGAAUCUCUUUCCAAAGUGGCAGACAAAUUCCAGUUUUGACAGUGUGGUGGUCAGCUCUUCAAAAGGCCAAUUACUGAAUGACAUGCCCUUGGCCCUAUUUGAGCUAAAAAUAACUCAGAAUGCGAUAAUACUUCUCAUAGAGAUGAUGACAACUACGCACUCUCUCAAUGGCUGCAAUUAUGGUGACAGAGCAACGGCACACUGAUGAUCAUCAAAGAAGGCGCUUCUUCACAUGGGGCUUGGGCCAUUGAUGAUGAUUGUGAUCAUGUGGACGUUUGGUAGACCGACAAACUCCAUGAUUUCCAGAAGGAACUUUGUUCCAGUCUUUGCGAUGUCAUAUCUUCGCUAACGUGUCUUCUUCCCACUUGCAGCUCUUUGCUGGAUGGACAAGAUGACGACAAAGCUUUACCCACCCCACCAGUCCCAUUCAACAAACAACGUGCCACAGCCUGUAAUUAACAUUACCGAAGAAGAAACCCCACACUUCACAGCUGUGAAACGUUGCCAGCCCACCCUCUCUCUCCCUUCCCUUCCACUCCAAGUCUGUAAUUUUCUUUUACUGCACCAUUCGGUCUACGGUUUUAGUCCGCGAUUUGAGUUAAGACGUCCUAACUUCGAUAACCGAUAGGAUUCAGAGUCGGAUUAAGUAAACCAUACCCCUUAAUCAGCUCUCUUAGGGAUUCGAAAAAGCGCUAAUGUGUUGAUACUGUUUGAACUACCGAGUUUUGUUAGUGAAUUAGAAUACAACGAUAUUUUUCAUAUCGUACAAAUGGGUUUGAUUCGUCGUAACAGGGAUUUGAUUAUUUGAGUCCUCUGCACAGAUGAAUUUCCCCCCAUUGAAACCCCAACUUGUCAAUUUUCCGCCCAAUCCGGCAGAAAAUGGUGCUGAAAGAAGAAAACUUUAACUUAUAGCUGCAACAAUGUCUUCUUACCGUUGGUGAGAAAAGAAGAAAGAAAUAUAGUAAUUAAAGUUCUUGUAUCAAUAAUGGUCCCACUGGCCGCAAUUACAGCCGUUUCCCACUAAUGGAAAAUCCUAUCUAUAAAUUGGGGGGUAACCCUUCCCCAUCUCCAACUCGCCGCUAUAACUCAAGCUCUGCAAUCUGCAUCACUACUUCUCUCACAUCUCAGAAGCUCCUCCAGCUCACAGUUCUUCAGUUCAUUUACUUCAUUUUCCUCUCUUAAUCCAGCAGCAAUGGCCCAAGUAAGCUUCUCAAAAGCAGCUGCCCUCUCCAUGGUCUUGUUGGUCGCAUCUCUGUUCGCCAUUGUUUCCGCCCAGGAAAUGGCCCCUGCUCCAUCGCCGUCGCUGGUCACCGGCGCUGGGUUCUCCGUCCCAGCUUCCGGCGCUUUCGUUGCCGUCUCCGUGGCUGUGUCUCUGAUGGGCUUGUUGAAGAUGUAGAGAGUUUACCCUUUUUUUGGUCUCUUCGAGCUUGUGAAUUUGUCUGUGCUUCCCUCUCCCCUGUUUCUUGAUUCCUCUGUUUUCUCACUUCGCCUCUUUUUUCUUUUGUUCCGGGUUUUGGUUUUGUGGGUUCGGAUCCAUAUUGAAUCUUGUGUUAGUUGGGGUUCUCCAUUAUAUCGGAUCUGUUUGAUCUGUAUAUCAUGUAUUCGAUAUUCAUUCAUUGUAUGAUAAUAUAUUGACUUAUUAUAAUUUAAGCUGGCUGGCUCUGUUCAUCUUUGCCCUGUUCGGUUUUUGGCUGGAUCUCUGUUGCUCUGUUUUCAAUGGACUUUAGACCGAAGGACAAAGUUAGUUACUAGCCACAUGGAAAUGUAUCAGAGGACUGAUUGAUUGAUCUCCUGUGAGACACUUACGAACAUGGGUUGAAAGGGUUUGCUAAUACUCAGUAUGGUUUAAUGACUUUGGUCGAGCCAGGAUUUCGUGUAAGGUGGGUUGUCGAUUCGAGAUCCGGAUGUAUGGUGGACGGUUCAUUUUUCUGGAGGUCUGUGAAGCAGUACCACAGGUGUCCAUGUGGUUGAAUGUGAUGAUAUCUUGUACAACAUUUGGGUGGUUGGAACGUUGUAUUCAAUGAAUAUGAAAUUUGAGCUAUGAUGACUUAUAAUGUUGACAAUCAUGAAAUUUUUAGUUUUCAAAAAUAAGCUAUGUAUGAGUUCUCUUGUUGACUAUUAAGUUCAUGAAAUAAACUUUGAGGUUUAAGAUAAUAAAUAUGGAAAUUGUAGUGGGCUGAACUCAGACUUUCCUUGUAAUAAUGCGUACAUUAAAAAAAAAAAAAUUUGUUAAACACACGAUUCAUGUCUUUCCUAGUAAAUCUGUACAAAAUUUCAUCAUCAUGUAUACGCUUAAGAACUUUCCAAAUCUCAAGUGAGCUAUGUAAAAAAGUGGACGCGAGAAUGUAGCUCUCGAGAAAGCAAUUUGCUUACGUUGACGUAUUUUCAGCCUGAUCAAACCAAAAUCAUCUCUUCUAUCUUUCUUUCUUUUUUUUCCUGAAUUAAUCAUAUUAAGGUAAUCUCUUUACACACGCUAUCUGGUUCGAUUAUAAUCUCACAACGAAUACAAAACUGUGCAAUGAUUUAGGACAUCACAAGGUGUACCUAGCUGGUUGUAUAUGUGUUCCAAUACAGUCUAUCAUCAAUC